AUGAGUGCGCAUCGCUACGAUUUCUAUCAAACUGAUACGCACGUCGUGGUAUCGCUAUUUGUGCGUAACCAGAAAGCCGAGGAUGUGCAUGUCACGAUCGCACCGCAGGAGCGCACAAGUGUUCUCACUGUGACGAUGCCUACGACGACAUGGCACGUCGAAUUGAGCCACGCCGUCGAGCCUACGCCAGCGCAAGUGCGUGUGGUCGCCCCGAAAAUUGAGCUGACCCUUGUCAAAGCUGAACGAGGCGUCACAUGGCCGCGGCUUCUGGCUGCCGAGGCUGCGUCUGCGCCUACCGCUGUGCCGUCCACCGCCGCGCCGCGCGCUCGCUCCAAAUGGGACGAGCUUGAUUUGUCCGAGGCGGACGAUCGUCCGCCUAGUGGAUCCGGCGACGCGGAGCUCCAUGCAUUCUUCCAGCAACUCUACGCGAACGCUGACGACGACACGCGACGAGCGAUGGUCAAGUCGUUCCAGGAAUCGGGCGGCACAGCUCUGAGCACCAACUGGGCAGACGUCGGCCAGAAGACCAUGGAGGUACGCGCGCCAGCGGGCAUGGAAGCACGUACCUAUGAACAGUGA
Malassezia pachydermatis is the source of this 579-nucleotide messenger RNA. RefSeq lists its product as hypothetical. Gene Ontology annotation, molecular function: protein-folding chaperone binding. The transcript has a single exon. The coding region runs from base 1 to 579 and encodes 192 amino acids. NCBI's taxonomy places the organism in Eukaryota, Fungi, Basidiomycota, Malasseziomycetes, Malasseziales, Malasseziaceae. The record is from RefSeq and is a predicted model, not a curated record.